This is a messenger RNA of Scleropages formosus (Asian bonytongue), 3121 nucleotides long. RefSeq names its product G protein-coupled receptor 68 (gene gpr68). The transcript is spliced from 2 exons. Gene Ontology annotation, biological process: G protein-coupled receptor signaling pathway; cellular response to pH. Gene Ontology annotation, molecular function: G protein-coupled receptor activity. The record is from RefSeq and is a predicted model, not a curated record. Gene Ontology annotation, cellular component: membrane. Bases 386 to 1417 code for a protein of 343 amino acids. NCBI's taxonomy places the organism in Eukaryota, Metazoa, Chordata, Actinopteri, Osteoglossiformes, Osteoglossidae.
UAGCGAGCGCGCGCAGAGGACUUUGAGGGAAAGCCGAGGCUUCGGGGUGGGAGCUCGACUCGACUGGAAAGUUCGUGGUUCCUCGCAGAAACUACGGCGGCGGCGCGCUGGAGGUGAUGGGCCAUGCUGCAGACCCGGAGCUCAGCGAUUCCUCCGCCGCCCGGUUCUUCUUCUUCUUCUUCCAGCUCGGUCCCGCUCGGCUCGCUCCUCCUCAGCCCGCAGAGCGCAGCGCGCCGCCUGUGACUGAGCGGCCGCAGGUGCGUGAUGACCGCAGAAAGAAGUGGAACGGAGACACAGACGCUCAUGUUAACAAGGUGUCCGUUUUUUCAAGCUUCUUGGUCUGAGGACUGGAGGAGGAAAGCUGGAAGAGCUCCAUGAAGGAGUUAUGGCCAACAUUUCAGAGGACGGCUACAUCAACUGCACCAUCAGCUCCGAAAUCCACCAGUACUUGUUUUCAAGUGUUUACAUCCUGGUCCUGCUGCUGGGCUUCCCAGCCAACGUGUACUCGCUGUACCACGCGUGGCAGCAGGUACGGGCGCGGAACGAGCUUGGCGUCUACCUGCUGAACCUGACUGUGUCCGACCUGCUCUACCUGGCUUCCCUGCCCCUGUGGCUGCAGUACUUCUUCCAGGGUGACAACUGGAAGCACAAGGAGUGGCUGUGUCAGCUCUGUGGCUUCCUGCUCUACGAGAACAUCUACAUCAGCGUCGGCUUCCUCUGCUGCAUCUCCAUCGACCGCUACCUGGCUAUCGUCUACCCCUUUCGCUUCUACAAGUUCCGCACCAUGCGGGCAGCCGCUCUGGCCAGCGCCCUCAUCUGGAUCAAAGAGCUGGCUGUGGGGGUGGUCUUCUUUGGCCGGAAGGAGCUCAGCAUGGACCGAUCGAACCAGUCGGUGUGCUUCGAGCACUACCCCAUCAGGGACUGGGAGCGGCUCAUCAACUUUUAUCGCUUCUUCGUGGGUUUCCUGUUUCCGCUGGGCAUCCUGUCGGCGUCGUACUUCCGUGUGCUGCGUGCGGUGGCGAAAAGCACCGGCACUCAGAGCACCCAGAAGACCCGCAUCAAGCAUCUGGUGAGCAGCACCGUCGUCAUCUUCCUGGUGUGCUUCUCACCUUACCACCUGUUCCUGCUGGUGCGCACCGUGUUCGAGAAGAAGUGCGACUUGAUCGAGACCAUCUUCAACUACUACCACUUCUCGCUCCUGCUCACCAGCCUCAACUGCCUGGCUGACCCGGCCCUCUACUGCUUUGUCAGCGAGAGCGCUCAGCGAGAGAUCCAAUGGGCCCAGGAGGCCUGCUGUCGGAUCUUGUGCUGCAGGCAGCGGACAGGCAGCCUAGAGGACUCCAACAAUGACCUUCCCCCAGCUGUCGAGAACGGUUCGGGAAUCAGGCUCCUGCACCAUUGCAAACAGACCUCUUAGGGCCAAGACCCAGAACCAACACCAUCAAUCUUCUCUAUCAUUUCUAACCUGGAACCAGAUAGUUUAGGUGGCAGGAAUCUAGAAAAGUUUAGAUGCGUUUCAGCUGGUCUGAGUCUACAGUGAAACUUGAUUGGUUGUGAUUUUAUCCUAAAACAUUAAGCAUCGGGACAAAUUUCUAGAUAUUAAGCUUGAGACGUGUUUACGUGGUUUCCCUUGUUUUCCUCAGGGAUUUCUAGCCUCAAACCUUCUAUAUACAUUCUCACUUUGAGGUCAUGGGCAUCUGUUUAUUCCAAGUAGUUUGGCCAGAUACAUUGACAGUUCUGUGUGUUGGCAACUGUAAGGACUGUACAUCUGCAUGAGGUCGGCGGAGAAAAAUCAAUAUUUCUGGACUGGAACUGCUGCACUAUGCUCAGCACUCUAUAUCAGUACAGACAAAUGACAAUACGGAUCUGUGGUCUUGAGUUGCAGUUAAUGUGCAUUUUACAGCGUGAGGAGUCCAUCAGAACUCCCCACGGUCAGCGAAGUCCCGUCACGGAAAAUUUUCAGUUCGGGACAAGGAAAAGGGAAGAAAUCGAAAGGAGGAGGAAAAACCCAAACAAAACGGAACGAAUCGUAAUAAUAAAUUUUACAAGUAUUUCAGGUUCGCAAGUCUUUAACGUAGCACCUCAGGGCUUUAGUCACAUCCGUCUGUUUGUGUCACAUUAAUCCCUCUUCGGUUCCUGUUCUGUCUCGGAAGAAUACGCUUCACUUCGUCAUGAGUGGAGUCACCCAGAUCGCGCUGUGAUAAAUUAUACAGGUUUAAGAGCAGGAGCAGUCUGGCCUGUGUUGCCAAAUCUUUUUCACGAGAUUAACAAGCCUUUCUGGUUUUUAAAAUAUAAAUACAUCAACGGGCUGAGGGGCGAGUAAGCGAAAUGUUGACUAAGAGUGUGAAGGAUCUGAGUCCAGGGUCCCAAGCGGCCAGUUUAACCUGGAUAACUUCCCACUACGAGGGCUUCAGCAGCCUGGGAAAGCAGGGGGAGGGUGACGGGGGCAGAAGGUCUUGGAAAAGCUAUUUCGCAGCAGGGGGGGAGCAGCCUAUGCUGAUCAGGAGGAGGGGUACCAGCGGACAAGCCCGACAGGUCCGGUACUUUCUGGUACAGGAGAAGUCCUCUUAGGAGGCAGUGUUAAGUGCCCAGAGGAAGCAUGUCCAUGUGUGUGGAGAGUUUCCAUGCUUAAAAUUUUACAUAUGUGCACUUUGUUAAACAUGUCUCGCCACCAGUCGGUGAACUGUGUCCCUAAGUGUCAGUUUUUUUUUUUUUUUGAUUAAAAUGACAAGAACUAAGACAGGCAGUCAUUGUGCAUCAAGAGUGUAUCUCCGAUGUAGAGAAACAAAGCAGUGGUAUGUGUAGUGCAUAAUUAUGAAGUAUAUCUGUCCAACAUUUAAGUUGCACAAUAUUUAAAGAGUAUUAUUAUUUUCCCUAGUAUUUGCUUCUCUUAGAGUACUUAAGUUGAAGCAUUAAAGCAUGUUCUGAGCUUAAACGUACUGGUGCUGUUUGAGGUCCGAAUCGUGCUUGCAACGAUCCGUGUAGGAAAUGCUCACGGCAGAAAAUUGUCUGGAUAAUUUUGUGGUGUUCAUGUUGGUAUAUUGAAUUUUACAUAUGUGUAAAGCUAUUUUUCUUUGUAUUAUGAGCCUUUGUUUGGUCAAGUAAAAGGUUUUUAAAAAUA